CUCCUAAAACGUAAAAUAUAUAAUCUAAUAUAAACUUGAGAUAAUAUAUUGGUUGUGUGUCUUUGUGUCAUGGAAGAAGUCAAAUAAGACAAACAAAAAAGUCAAUGGUGAAUCCAUAGACAAUUUUUGUAUAUCCGAUCUUCAACAUUUCUCGCUACUCAAACCUCAUGGCUUCUUCUUCUUCUUCUUCGUCUCGCACGUGGAGAUACCGCGUCUUCACGAGCUUCCACGGACCAGACGUCCGUAAAACCUUUCUCAGCCAUUUACGAAAAGAGUUUAUCUGUAAUGGGAUCACCAUGUUUGAUGAUCAAGGGAUCGAGAGAGGUCAAACCAUUUCCCCAGAACUUACACAAGGGAUCAGGGAAUCGAGGAUCUCUAUAGUCUUACUAUCAAAGAAUUAUGCUUCUUCCAGCUGGUGUCUGGAUGAGCUGUUGGAGAUUUUGAAGUGCAAGGAAGAUAUGGGACAAAUAGUGAUGACUGUCUUCUACGGAGUAAAUCCAUCUGAUGUGCGGAAACAGACAGGAGAAUUUGGUAUGGCUUUCAAUGAAACUUGUGCUCGUAAAACAGAGGAGGAGAGGCGAAAAUGGAGCCAAGCUUUGAAUGAUGUGGGCAACAUAGCCGGAGAACACUUCCUAAACUGGGAUAAUGAAUCGAAGAUGAUUGAAAAGAUUGCUAGGGAUGUUUCAAACAAACUAAACGCUACACCUGCUAGGGAUUUUGAAGACAUGGUGGGACUGGAAGCACACUUGAAGAAGAUACAGUCUUUGUUACAUGUAGAUUUGGAGGAUGAAGCUAUGAUUCUUGGAAUCUGUGGCCCUGCAGGCAUUGGUAAGACGACCAUCGCCAGAGCUUUACAUAGCCGACUCUCUAGCAGUUUCCAGCUCACUUGUUUUAUGGAGAAUCUUAGGGGAAGCUACAAUGGUGGUCUUGACGAGUAUGGUUUGAAGCUGCAAUUACAAGAGCAACUUCUCUCCAAAAUUUUAAACCAGAAUGGUAUGAGGAUAUACCAUUUAGGUGCAGUACCGGAAAGACUAUGCGACCAAAAAGUGUUUAUCAUUCUUGAUGACGUGGAUGAUCUGAAGCAACUUGAGGCUUUGGCUAAUGAAACUAACUGGUUUGGUCCUGGAAGCAGGAUUAUCGUAACCACAGAAGAUCAAGAAAUUCUGGAGCAACAUGAUAUCAAGAAUACAUACCAUGUAGAUUUUCCAACUAAAGAAGAAGCUUGUAAAAUAUUUUGUAGAUAUGCUUUUAGACGGAGCUUAGCACCAUGUGGUUUUGUACAGCUUGCCGAAAGAGUAACAGAGCUUUGUAGUAACCUUCCUCUGGGUCUCCGUGUCAUGGGUUCAACUUUACGCGGAAAGAAGGAAGGUGACUGGGAAGGUAUAUUGCAUAGGCUAGAAAAUAGCCUUGAUCAACAGAUCAAUGGAGUACUUAGAGUCGGAUACGACACUUUACAUAAGGAUGAUCAAUAUCUAUUUCUCCUCAUUGCAUUCUUCUUCAACUACCAAGACGGUGAUCAUGUGAAAAUAAUGCUCAGUGACAGUAAUUUGGAUGUCAGUCUCGGUUUAAAAACCCUCACGUAUAAAUCUAUUAUACAAAUAGCUAACGACGGAAAUAUAGUGAUGCAUAAGUUACUACAACAAGUGGGUAGAGAAGCGGUUCAAUUACAAAAUCCUAAGAUACGCAAAAUCCUAAUAGAUACUGAUGAGAUUUGUGAUGUCCUCGAAAAUGGAUCUGGUAGUAGAAGUGUGAUGGGUAUAUCUUUUGAUAUAUCCACAAUCCAAGAUGGCGUGUAUAUAAGCGCAAGAGCUUUUAAAAAAAUGUGUAAUCUUCGAUUUCUCAACAUUUACAAGACAAGAUGUGAUGGAAAUGAUAGAGUGCAUGUACCAGAGGACAUGGGUUUUCCACCUCGUCUAAGGUUACUACGCUGGGACGUAUACCCUGGAAAAUGUCUCCCUCGUACGUUUAGUCCGGAAUAUCUUGUGGAACUCAAAUUGCAACAUAACAAACUGGAGAAGCUUUGGGAAGGAACCCAGGUUGGUUUUUAUAUUUGCGUACUUCGAAUAUUUGAAGUAUGUCUCUCAUCAUGUGUUGAUGAAAUUUCCUCUUUUGUAUCGUUUUACAUUCAGCGGCUUACAAAUCUCAAGAAGAUGGAUCUGACUGAGUCCCGGAAGUUAAAGGAACUCCCGGAUCUUUCAAAUGCUACAAAUCUUGAGCAACUGACUCUGGUUAGUUGCAAGAGUUUGGUAAGACUUCCUUCUUCUAUUGGAAAUCUUCAUAAAUUAGAGUGGUUGCUGGUGGGUCUCUGUAGAAAUCUACAAAUUGUUCCGUCUCACUUCAACUUGGCAUCUCUUGAAAGAGUCGAGAUGUAUGGAUGCUGGAAGCUGAGAAAACUUGUAGAUAUUUCCACGAACAUCACAACACUCUUUAUCACAGAAACAAUGUUAGAAGAAUUUCCUGAAUCAAUUAGGCUUUGGUCUCGCCUUCAGACUCUUCGUAUACAAGGCAGUCUCGAGGGAUCACACCAGAGUGGCGCAGGUAUUAAGAAAAUUCCAGAUUGCAUCAAAUAUCUUCAUGGGUUAAAAGAGCUUUAUAUAGUUGGCUGUCCAAAACUUGUAUCACUGCCAGAGCUCCCUAGCUCACUCACAAUACUACAAGCAAGCAAUUGUGAAUCACUGGAGACAGUAUCUCUUCCUUUUGACUCUUUAUUUGAAUAUCUCCAUUUUCCUGAAUGCUUCAAAUUGGGCCAAGAAGCACGGACAGUAAUUACCCAACAAUCAUUGUUGGCAUGUCUACCCGGAAGUAUAAUACCUGCAGAGUUUGAUCAUCGAGCUAUUGGUAAUUCCUUGACCAUCCGAUCAAAUUUCAAAGAAUUUAGGAUGUGUGUCGUGGUUUCCCCUAGAAAGCUUAUGAACGGUCCCUUAUUCUGUCGCAUACACAUAAACGGUUUCCCUCUUGAUGAAAACAUAGUUCAAUAUUUCUAUACUCGUACGGCACAUCUGUGUAUAUCCCACACUGAAUUGCUUGACAAGUACGGAUGGCUUGAGCAGGACAACGAGAUAUCAUUCGAAUUCAGCACCUCAUCCCAUGAAGUCGACAUUAUUGAAUGUGGUGUCCAGAUCUUGAUGGACAAAACCGGCAGAAGUUGAUUCAACUCUGUUCCCUUGUCGUUUUUUAGUAAUUUCUUAACUUCUAGUUGAUCUCAUUGUGUUUAUCUGUAUUUUUAAUAUCAAAUCCUGGAUACUGUGACAUGAUUUAU
Arabidopsis lyrata subsp. lyrata is the source of this 3259-nucleotide messenger RNA. Its product is annotated as disease resistance protein RML1A. Gene Ontology annotation, molecular function: ATP hydrolysis activity; ADP binding. Gene Ontology annotation, biological process: signal transduction; defense response. The record is from RefSeq and is a predicted model, not a curated record. Lineage: Eukaryota; Viridiplantae; Streptophyta; Magnoliopsida; Brassicales; Brassicaceae.